Molecule: messenger RNA, 6341 nt
Organism: Medicago truncatula (barrel medic)
Lineage: Eukaryota; Viridiplantae; Streptophyta; Magnoliopsida; Fabales; Fabaceae
Exons: 10
Coding region: 583-5850 (1755 amino acids)
Source: RefSeq, a predicted model, not a curated record
GAAAGAAAAGCCCAUACCAGCUUUGUAUCCAAACCAACCAGCCUCGUCUCACCGAACCUAACCUCCGGUCCGAACCUUGGUGUUGUUCCUCUGUUCGUUGAAAAUUUCACACUAUUUCGAUCACUUUAUCUCAGCUAGAGCUAAGAAACUCGUUUUUCCUUCCUCCACCGCUACGACGAACCCUAACGCUUUGAUCUUCAACACUCUUUCAGGAUCAAUUUUCAUCUUCAACUGAAUCUUAUUAUCAAUGUCACUGUCUACACUGUAGUUUAUGAAAAAAAAUUAAGCGUUUCUUCUACCGGAAAAUUGAGUGUUGAAAUGAUUUAUGCAAGUAGAUUUCUCUGUUAGGGUUAGGUUAGAUAAUGAAGACGGGUUAGUUCAAAUUCUAUCCAUCUGGGUGCAAUAUGAGUUUGGAGCUGGAAGAUAUGAACAGAGACGGCGGAUUCUUGCGGAGUAAAUGAUAGUUGCUCAGAGGGGUGUUUUUGGACAUGAUAUUUGGAGAAACUUUUUCUUGAUCUUCCUUGGUUCAUUCCGGCUUCUUAUAAACAGUUAUCAGCUGAAAAAUUGUGAGCUGGGUCAUCUAUGCCUGGAAACGAGGUAGGAGACAGGGUCCAUAAUUUUUUUGGUCAAGAAAACUUGUCCCAGGGCCAGUAUCACGCACAGGCAGUUGACGGGAACUGGCCUGGGCUAAGCAACAAUUUGUGGGCUGGCAGCCAGAGACCAGCCGGUGGACCUUUUAUUUCCAAUUUGAAACAUUUUAAUCUACAACAAUCAGGUUCUGAGCAGGGAAACACAAGCGCUCUACAUUUGCGACAUGGUUUGAAUCCGGCACAAUCAAAUCCGAGGCCUGACAUUGGCAGAAAUCAAACCCCAAACCAACAAACAGCUGUUAAUGGCUAUAUGCAAGGACAUCAGGUUUUCCAGACUAGGCAAAAUGAAACAAAUAUUUUGGGAGUGGAUACGGGAGCUGAUUUGCAUGGCAUAUCAAGAGGAAUAACGGUGCUAGAGUCACAGCAAGGGGCUGGUCUUGACCACUAUAAGAGAAACUUGACUAGGACUGAUGGUACAGAGUCUCCUGUCAAUUAUGAUUUUUUUGGAGGUCAACAACAAAUAAGCAGUCGACAAUCAGGCAUGCUUCAGUCUUUCCCUAGACAGCAGCCAGGGAUUAAUGACAUGCAGCUUUUGCAACAACAAGCAAUGCUCAACCAGAUGCAGGAACUUCAAAGGCAACAACAAUUUCAUCAACUAGAAGCGAGGCAACAUAGUUCCAUGACUCCUGCUUCUUCCAUUUCAAAACAGACAGUUGCCAACCAUUCUCCAUCUCUUAUUAAUGGCAUUCCCAUUAACGAGGCAUCUAACCUUAUGUGGCAGCCUGAAGUUAUGGCAACUAAUGCAAAUUGGCUCCAGCGUGGUGCAUCUCCAGUUAUGCAGGGCCCCCCUAAUGGUUUUGUGAUAUCUCCAGAGCAAUUGCGCUUGAUGGGUUUGGUUCCUAAUCAAGGAGACCAGUCUCUUUACGGGCUUCCCAUUUCUGGUUCUAGAGGUGCACCUAGCCUGUACUCUCAUGUUCAAGCAGACAAGUCAGCAAUGUCUCAGGUUUCUAUCCAAAACCAGUAUUCUCACGUUCAAGGUGACAAACAAUCAUUACCAUCCAUAUCAGCUAGUGUUAAUACAUUUCCAGCUCAUCAAUAUGCUGCAAUGUCAGAUCAAACGAACUCAAAUGACGGAACUUCAGUUUCUAGACAAGAUAUUCAAAGAAAAAGUAUGUUCGGUUCAGUUGCUCAAGGUAUUAAUAGUGGACUGAAUAUGGAGAACUUGCAGCAGAUGAAUUCUGAGCAAAGAGAUGUACCAAUGGAAGAUUUUCAUGCAAGGCAGGAACUGGCCGGAUCUUCCGAGACUUCACAGGACAAGAUGAUAGGGCAGGCUCCUCCACAUAAUGUGGCUACUCUAGAUCCAACAGAAGAAAAGAUUUUGUUUGGUUCUGAUGACAACCCUUGGGAUGGAUUUGGCAGGAAUUCUGGUUUCAAUAUGCUGGAUGAUUCAGAUGGUUUUAGUGGAUUUCCAUCUCUUCAAAGCGGGAGUUGGAGUGCACUUAUGCAGUCUGCUGUAGCUGAAACUUCUAGUAGUGAAAUGGGUAUACAGGAAGAAUGGAGUGGUUUAAGUUCCAGGAAUACUGAACGUUCAUUGCCAAAAGGACCUUCACCCAUUGAUAGCAGCAAACAACAAUCAGUUUGGGCUGAAAAUAACUUGCAGUCAUCCCCCAAUAUAAACUCACGGCCUUUAAUUCGUCAAGAUGAUCUUAGCAGGCCCAGUGCCACUGUAAACUAUUCUGGUCUUCCUGGAUUUCAUCAGCCAGGUGCUGAUACUGCACAGGAACAGCAUAACAGAUUACAUGCAGAUUCUUCUCAAAGAUCAAUUCCUCAGAUUUUAGAAAGAGGUAAAUGGCUAGAUUGCAACCCUCAGCAAAAACCAGUGGCAGAAGGAAGUCAUAUCUAUGGAAAUGCUACCAAUUCCUCAUGUUUAGAAGUAAAUGAAAAGGUUAUUUCAGGUUCUUGGAAUCAUCAACAAACUCUGUCAUCCCCUAACAGAAGUAGUGAGCCGUUCAAUAGAUCUAAUGGAUGGAAUUAUAUAAAAUCAGCCCCACCCGAAAACAAUUCUACUCCUAAACUGGGCCAGGUUCCUACUACGUGGGAGCCUGAUUCUGAUAAUAAUCCAUCUGUUGCUUUGGAACAUGUAAAGUCGGCAGGUAAUAUGCAGGUUUCUGGGGAAGAUUCUGGUAUGAAUGGCAUCGUUGCCAUGCCAAACUCUGGUGCUACAUGGGUCAGCCGACCGAGCAACCAUCAACAUUCUAAUGUUGACACAUGGAGGCAUGCAGAUUCUGUGGGGAGCUUUGGAAGAAACGAAGGUGCAGGAGGGAAGUAUAGGCAUCACAUGGAGAAGAAUCCUUUAGUUUUGGAGUCAUUACAGAACGAGAAUUCAGAAGGAGAAGCAUAUGAUAUGGAAAACUCAAAUAAAACGGAUAAAUCUGCAGAUGGUAUUGAGUCUAAUCCUUCCUAUCAUAGAGCUAGUGGUGUGAGAGAAAACCCCAAUUUCGACGGAAGUGAUUUGCACAGCCCGAAGUUACCUGGUCAGGGAAAUCGUAGACCUCCUGUAACUCGUAAAUUUCAGUAUCACCCAAUGGGGGAUGUUGGUGUUGAGACAGAAUCUUAUGGAAGCAAACAUGUAGUAAAUUCACAGCCUAUGCCCCAUCAACCCUUUGGAGGACUUAAAAGUCGAGACCAGAGCUACCCAGGGCAGUCAAAAUAUGGUCAUUCUGAUGGGAAUUAUUCUGAAACAGAGAAGGUUGACAAUAAAAGCAUCGAUGAUAAUGCUUCAAAAAGUGAACUAUCUAGUUACGCACCGAAAACAUUGAUGCCAUUUGAUAGAAAUUUUGGUAAUUGCGCCUCGAAUAAGACUGCUUCGCCCGGUCAAAAUAUUCUUGAGCUUCUUCAUAAAGUGGAUCAAUCAAGGGAGCAUGGCAUUGCAACAAAUAUGAGCACUUCUAACUGCCAUUUAUCUUCCAGGGUGAUGGAUACCGAAUCUUCUAAUGGGUCUGUUGUACAUCCUCAGCGGAAUCAAACUUCUUCGUCUCAGGGCUUUGGUUUACAAUUGGCUCCUCCUACUCAAAGGCUUCCUACGGCGUCUUCUCAUGCUACACCACAUGUUGCAUCUGAGAUGGUAGACAAGGGUCAUACUUGGUUGGCUGAUGCUCAGACUUUUCCUUCUCAAGAGUCAUCUCAUGAAAUUAGAAAUAACAUAGCUGGUUCCUCGGGGCAAGUUUUUGAUAAAGCCUCCCAGUAUAGUGCACUGGGAAAUACUCAACAGGCUUCCACAUCUGGCUUUCCUUUCUCCCGGAUCCAUCCACAAAAUCAGAAUAUGGCUAGUCUUGGUGGACAAGUAGCAAAUACUCAAUGUGAUAGUGCAAGUCGUGUUGAGCGAAUGGGUUCCACAAGUCAGAUAGAUGAAUAUUGUGAAAGAGCCCAAACUAGUCAAUCUGCAGUGUCAUCUGCUCAGGACCUUCCCAAGCUGAGUGGUAUAAACCAGAUCCGCCAUGGAGAUCCUACCAUGCAAAUUUCAGCAUUGGAGGCUGGCACAGCUCCUCAUCCUUCUGUCACUUUUAAUGCAUCUCUACAUGGUACCCCGUCUAAAGUUUUACGCAAUGUAUGGACAAGUGUUUCUGGCAUGCAACAGCCUGAUGCUUUGAUGGCUCCAUCCCAUCCCCAACCAAUUAAUAUCUGUGAAACUGCAACAGAGCCACAUAGGCUACAUGUUGAAGAUUCAGAGAAUGAUGCUAAUGACCUCUCCAGGAAACAGAUGUUGCCUGAAGUUGUUGAUGCCACUGGUGAAACUGCAAAUGCUUCACUUGUAGAGGAACAUAUUGUGAAAAGUACACCUGAUGCAUCUCAAUCUAGCCAAGCUGCGACUUCUAGAGAUAUUGAGGAUUUUGGUCGGUCUUUAAGACCAAACACUUUUUUGCAUCAUAAUUUCUCUAUGCCAAAUCAAGUUCAGUCCAUGAAAAAUAUGGAGAUUAAUCCUAUUCAUCAAGAUGUCAACAAAUUCAAAGUUACAGAUGAUGUAGGGGAUAGACAGCUUGAUUCUAACCAUGGACAACAGUCAUACAAAUACAAUAACACCGUCGAAGAUGUUUCGGGGGAUAAUUCUUCAGUGCCAGGUGAUGGACGAGAAACUAAUGCAUCUUCCGAGGAGAGGGUCAUAUAUGAUCAGAAAAAUGCUCUUAAUGUUGCUAAUAGUAAUAAAGUAACUUCUCUUAGAAGUGAUCAUUCUUUAAUAAAUCCUCAAAUGGCUCCAUCAUGGUUUGAGCAAUAUGGAACUUUUAAAAAUGGAAAGAUGUUGCCAAUGUAUGAUGCACGUGCAAUGACUCCAAACAUUAUGAAUCAGCCUUUCACCGUGAAGAACCAAUCUGCUAGUUUGCAUCUUGGUAAUCCAAUGGAGCAAGUCAAUAGUCUCAAUGAUGCUGGUCAGCAUGGUCAUGCCAGGCCAAGUCCAAUGCCUACUUCAGUUGCAAAUGUCAACGUGCCUUCUCAGUUAUUGUCUCCUCCUGCUAUUGAGCCUGAUUUGCUUACUGUGAGACCAAAGAAACGUAAAAGUGCUACUUCAGAACUCGUGGCAUGGCAUGAAGAAAUGAAACAGGGUUCUGAAAGGCUUCGAGACAUCAGGGGGGCAGAAUUAGACUGGGCACAAUCUGCAAAUAGAUUGAUUGAGAAGGUUGAGGACGAUGCUGAGCUAGUUGAAGUUUUGCCAACAAUGAAGUCAAAAAGAAGACUUGUCUUGACAACACAGCUCAUGCAGCAACUACUUAACCCUCCUCCAGCUGCAGUUCUCUCUGCAGACGUCAAGUUGCAUCAUGAUAGUGUGGUUUAUUCUGUUGCUAGAUUAGUGUUAGGAGAUGCGUGCAGUUCAGUCUCAUUGUGCAGAAAUGACACGCCAGUGCCUCCGGCUAGCGAAAAUCUCCGGCCCAACAGGCUUAAAUCAUCUGAUAAAAUUGACCAGUACAUUUCGAAAGUGGAAGAUUUUUCUGAUAGGGCAAGGAAGCUGGAAAAUGAUGUCAUGAGAUUGGAAAGCAGAGCCUCGGUUUUGGACUUAAGAAUUGAGUGUCAUGAUUUAGAAAGAAGAUUUUCUGUCAUCAAUCGAUUUGCCAAAUUCCAUGGUGCACGGGCGCAAAAUGAUGGGGCAGAGGCUUCAUCAUCCUCUGAAGCAACAGCAAAUGCUCAGAAAUCAUUUGUGCAGAAACAUGUUUAUGCACAUCCAAUGCCUAGAAAUCUACCAGACAGGGUACAAUGUCUUUCACUUUGAUAAUUAAUUAAUUCAUUUGUCCAUCUUUCUUGGUCGGUUAUCUCUGGAAUCUCCUGUUUUUUGGUCCUUUUCUUUCAACUUAUAUUACUGGGACUUCAUCGCCAUAGAACCAUACAACUGGCAAUGUAGGAGAAGAAUGGUACUAGAUUGCCUCCUCAACCAAUGGAGGCUGUUAGAUCUUUCCAAUCUAUAUUUGUAUGUAUGUAUUUAUGCUUAGAUCUUUGCAAUCUCGUUAUCUUUUACUUUUGGUUCAGGUUCUAAGCUUUUUUGUAUAUAGUAAGAUAAUAUAUGCAGUCUACUUAGUUUAACCAUGCCGUUUUGCUCGGUUAUCUGAUUGGUUACCAUAAGCUGGUCAUUGUUUUUCUUUUUUCUUUGGAUAGAACAUAAGAUGUUUAUUGUUAACUCAAUCAUUUAUUUUCUCUCAAUUCCAGAUCAUUUUCUUGUAUUUGUAUAUAGCAAGAUAAUAUAUGUAGGCUACCUGGUUUCAACCA